Messenger RNA from Chara braunii, 1879 nucleotides. The record is from the annotation of a GenBank genome assembly. Lineage: Eukaryota; Viridiplantae; Streptophyta; Charophyceae; Charales; Characeae.
UAGUUCCAGGAAACUUCGACUUUGAGUAUGCUGCUUUAAGUAGUGUUUUCCUUUUGAGGAAACAAUGGCUGACGCGUUUGCGCGGGGGAUUGCGAAAGUGGCGAUUGCCCAGAUAUGUCAGACACAUGGUUUUACAGGAAUUCAGCGGUCUGCAGCCGACGCCCUUGUAGAUAUGCUUGUUCGGUAUUUGAGAGAAAUAGGUAUUGGUUCCAAGUCGUAUGCGGAGCUUGCAGGCAGGAUAGAAUGUAAUCUCAAUGAUGUGCUUUUGGCGUUUUCGGACGUAGGCGCAUCUGUUCCAGAUGUCAUGCGAUACGUGGAGUGGGCAGAUGAGGUGCCGUUUCCCCGGUCCCUACCACGGUUUCCAGUCAAGAAGAAGAGAAGGAACUUUGCACCUACCUUCUCGGACAAAGGCCAGAAGCCUCCUAGUGACGAUGUGAGUGAUUGGAUGCCUGUGUUUCCUGAGAGGCACACGUACAUGUCAACGCCUGUCUAUGAUGAGCUUGUAACUGACCCUCGGGCGACAAAGAUAGAGCUAGGGAAGGAGAAGAGGAGAGCAGAACGAGCACUGAUCUCGCUGCAUAGACGUCUAGAUGCGCAGAAGGGAGGGGGAUCUUCAUCAGCAGCAGGAGCAGGAGCAGGAGCAGGAGCAGCAGCAGCGGGUCUCGGUGUGGACUUGCCUGGCUGUCAAGACCCGCAAUUAGCGGAAGAGCAGGCGUCUGUUCUGAUGGAUAUGCUAGGAGCAGGGAGCAGAAAGAGCUCUUUGCUAGCCCCCCCUCCUUCAGCGCCAUCUGCGAAUCCAUUCCUCGCCCCCCCUCGUGCUGCAGGAGAGAGGGAGAGGUCUCCUCCCUUGCCGCCGCUUAGAUCCAGAUUUCCUCCAGAUCCCGAUGGCCCUGCCGCGGCUCCUCUCGGAAAGCCGCCACCUGCACCGACGUCGGCACUGGAGGCAUUUUCAUCCUUACUCCGAACUGCGACCAAGAAGGAUGACUGUAUGAGGAUGGAAAUCGAUGGCAUUGGUUGUGAAAUGAGAGAAGGAAAGGGGUUCGCGACGGAAGACAAGGGGGGGGCUGGGAAGGAGGAUCGAGGACGAGAAGGUGCGGGUGGUUCUGCACAAGGAACUGGAAGUGACGGGUUUCUGCCGCUUGUUAGAGAUAGGACGCCGGUGCUCCUGUCCUUCGACUUCAGAAGUGAUCUGCACAGAAAGAAAAGAACUCCGUUGAGAACAUCGACAGCAAUGGAGGCAAAGAAAUCGGGGGGAAAAGACAAGGAGGAGAGGAAAGAGAAAGAGAGGGAGAAAGAAAAAGGGCGCGGGACUGGAAUCCAAGGUGCAGAUGGCGAUGAGAAGAGGAGGAGGGCAGAGGCCAUUCUCGCCCAGGCGGAAACUGAGAAAGCAGAUAACGAUGACGAGGCCAGGGGCAUGUCCUUGCAACUUCCCUUGAUAGACUAGUGGCUAGAAUCACCAUGCAUGGACUGGGAAUGUCUUUUUUUUUUCUUUUUUUUCUUUUUUUGUGUGUGUGUGUGUGUGAGAGAGAGAGAGAGAGAGAGAGAGAGAGAGAGAGAGAGAGAGAGAGAGAGAGAGAGAGAGAGAGAGAGAGAAUUGUUUAGGUUUAGUUUUUUCGAUGGCAGUGCUUGUGCAAAGUGCGGUUUGUGUACAUUGAUCAGUGUGUCAUAGUUCUUCCCUUGUAUUUUGAAUUACUAUCGGCAGUUUCUGAGCGCAUGGAGUGUAAAUGCAGCAGAGUGAUUCUGGCCCCCACAAGAUGGAAGGUGGAUUUUUUGUGAAAGGAGGCGAAACUGUAGAAUUCUGGUUGAUUCCCAGCGAUUGGAAUACCAGCACUGUAAACUGGACGGAAUUGGAGAUCUCCGUCCAUGGCCAUAUAAUGGU